Sclerotinia sclerotiorum 1980 UF-70 is the source of this 465-nucleotide messenger RNA. RefSeq lists its product with no specific name. NCBI's taxonomy places the organism in Eukaryota, Fungi, Ascomycota, Leotiomycetes, Helotiales, Sclerotiniaceae. The record is from RefSeq and is a predicted model, not a curated record. The coding region runs from base 1 to 465 and encodes 154 amino acids. The transcript has a single exon.
AUGUGCUGCUGCUUCGCCCGCCGUGGCCAAUACGUCGAACCUGUGCCAAAAAUUCAACCUCAUGGAAUAAAACAAAUUAAAGAAUUGCAUAAUCAAAAUACUCAAAAUCAAAAUCAGAUUCAGAAUGGUCGAUCAGCACCUGUACCGUUGAAUAUAGAUUAUAGAGAUCGGGCUCGAAAUGGAUCGAGGUCUAGUAGUCAUCAUUCGAAAAGUUCGGGGAAAGGUCAGGGACAGGUGGGACAGGUGGGACAAGGGAAUAAGGAGAGGGAGAGGGAUGGGAGGGAUGGGAGAGAUGGGAAAGAUGGGAGGGAUAACCAUGGAACUCAGGGAUAUACGCAGAGAGCUGUUCAGCAGGGUUAUAGAGCGCCGGCGCCAGCGCAAUUGGGACAGGGGGGUGCAUAUGGUGAUUUUAAUGGAAAUGUGAAUGCGAAUGGAAGUGCGAAUGGGAAUGGAUAUCGGAGAUGA